AUGUUGGCAUCCGAGGAGAGCAUGGCGCAGGACAUUGCGGUCCCUGGCCUUUUGCGUGGUGUCAGCAUAAGCACUGACACCAGUAGCAGCUCGGUCUCUCGAGUUGCUUCGCUCGUGGUGACGCACAGUCGAAUCCCUCGGUCCGAAGAUCUCGGACAUGAUGCCGCCACGUUCCCCAAGCCAGUCAACCUGGGUCAGGCAGCGUCCACACUGGGUGAUCCAAAGGCAGGAGGUGCCGCCUUCGAGUUGGAUGCAUCAUCCGACUCGCCAGAAUAG
Molecule: messenger RNA, 276 nt
Organism: Peronospora matthiolae
Lineage: Eukaryota; Oomycota; Peronosporomycetes; Peronosporales; Peronosporaceae
Source: the annotation of a GenBank genome assembly